AUGAAAUCCUUCACUAUCGCUGCUACCACUCUUUUGUCCCUCAGCGCUGCCGUUCUCGGGCGCCCCGCCGAUUCCCCCGCCGAAGUCUGGGCACCGCACAUCACCUCUCCCACUGCUGAGACCGUCUGGACCAUUAGACAGAAGUACAACGUCACUUGGGACACAUCCAACCCGCCCAAGGUCACCAACCCCUUCGGCUUGGUCGUCUUGCGCUCAGGCGGUGACACUCAAUGGAACCAUAUGCUCGCCUACGGUUUCAAGAUCCUGGACGGCAGUGUACAAGUCACUGCGCCCGACGUGAACGGAGGCGACUAUUCUGUCGUUCUCAUGGGUGACUCUAACAACUGGAGCCCUGACUUUUCCAUUGUUAGCAGUGCAUCUAACAGUAUCUGACCUAGUCAAUAAGUACAUGGGAUCCGAGUUGGUCUAGAGUUACCGCCAGAAGCAGCUGAUGCAACGUCUCGCUUGUAUCCGUUGCUCGCGCAGCUUAUUCGCUCUGUUCGUACACCGUUCGAAACUAUACGUCGUUGAAUAUCGAGCUUUAUGCCAG
This is a messenger RNA of Coniophora puteana RWD-64-598 SS2, 550 nucleotides long. RefSeq lists its product as uncharacterized. The transcript is spliced from 3 exons. NCBI's taxonomy places the organism in Eukaryota, Fungi, Basidiomycota, Agaricomycetes, Boletales, Coniophoraceae. The record is from RefSeq and is a predicted model, not a curated record. The coding region runs from base 1 to 393 and encodes 130 amino acids.